CGACCUCCUCGCCACUUCGCCAGCGCCCGCGCCACGCCAGGCGCCAGCGCCGCCGCCGUCCACUUCACCAGCGCCCGCGUCUCCGGCAUCCUGCCGCCGAGCACGCCGGCCGCUUCGGAGUGCAAUACGUCUCUUGCGUCUUCGUCGUUGUCGUCUCGCUGUGCUGGAGCGGCGUGGACUGGAGAUCCGUCCGGACCCCCGACUGAUUCCAUUUGCUGCUUUCGUUCGUUCUCUCCGUCGGUUAGCAUCGGAUUUGCUUGCUUCGUGAGACGCUACUAGUCCAAUCCAUCCGUUGAUGGUUCGAUAAGGUUCUUCUUCGUGAGCGGGCGGGAUCGAUCUCACUUGGCCCCGCAUGACUCGGUCCCGAAGUGCGGGUGCAGUUCAUUUUGCAACUUUAAAAAGAAUUGGGGUAUCAAGUGAAUCCCAUGUCCCGUCCCGUGUUAAGUCUGCCCAUGGAUGGCGUGAGAUCAAUAAAGUGCAGCUUCUCGUAACUUAGUGAUCCUGAUCGGUGGGUCAAGCCUAACCUGCAAUUGCUGUCACUCAUAAUGCAAAUUGUUUGGUGGGGAAUGACUGCAAAAUGCAGCCAUUUUUGUUUUCAGUUAAGAGUGCCAGAAGGUUUUUCUCCUUCAGCUUAGUAUAUGAUGAGUAGGAAAUAUUUGAAUGCAGCAAUUAUGCUUUUGCAAGAUGUCUGUACUCGGUGUGCUUAAAUCUAAUUUUGGUAUACUGAUAUAGAGUAGGAUGGUUUCGUUUAUUUUUUCAAAAAAGGAGAAUGUUCUUUGGGCCCACAUGUCAUGGGGCAAUCAAUGGAAUAUUAGGGAGCAUGGCACUUUUCAGUGGCAUCUGAUGGAUUAUCACUUAAUUUAAGUGCCGCAAGCUAUUGUGCACUUCUUCUUGUUGAGUAAUCAGUAUUUCUGAGCAUAUUGAGGCACAGUUCGUCCUGUCGAAUUUUGGUCCAGCUAAAGCUAAUUCUACAGUCUAUACCACUCUCACAGAUCUUCAAAGUCUGACUAAGUUGACUACUUUCCCUCGUAUCUUCACGUUUCAUGUAUUGCAGACUUGUUCUAGGGUUUCAUAUUCCUGUUCCGGUGACAUGCAUGUCGAGUUGACUGACCACUACGUGAUGGUUAAUAUGGUUCUGACCUGUACUUAUUUCUACAGAUGGAUUCUCUUGAAAUCAAGGAAGAAGAUUAUCAGAUGGAUCCCAUUGAAAUCAAGGAUGAUGAAGAGCAUCCGAUAGAGAUGCUUAUUGAUCAGCCUCGUUUUCUAGAACCUUUAUGUCCAGAGGAGGUCAAUGAAGACACACGAGUAUACCCUCGUGUAGGGGAUGAGUACCAGGUGGAAGUUCCGGAUCUACUAACUGAAGAGGAACAGGCAAAACUAAGGUUAUGGGCAGUUUAUGGUAGCAGAGUGUUUGGUUUUGAAUACCCUGUGGGAGUAGGAUUAGCUAUUCCAGUCACGUGGACCCAAAAUACAAGCACUCAUAUAAAAGAAGAGUAUGGGGGAUUUUCAGGACGCAGGUCAUGUACGUCACAAGGUGAAGGUCCCAUCCACAGCAGUGAAAAUAUUCCGGGAAAUUUAUGUCAGGACAUCAUUUGUUCAGACUGUAAAGUUGGAUAUGCUGAGCAAGGUGAGAAAUUAUCAGGGUCAGCUGGACAGGACAUGCACUGCUCACGAAAAACGAAGCUUUCAGGUUGUUCUUGUGCAAAGAAGGAAUUCGAUGAUUGUUUUCCAUUGCCUGGGAUGCCAAGAUACUCCUGGAGUGAUGAAGAGGCCCAGACUUUUCUCCUUGGUCUCUACAUUUUUGGGAAAAAUCUUGUUCAGGUGACAAAGUUUACGGAAACUAAGACAAUGGGAGAAGUCUUGUCCUAUUACUAUGGAGAAUUUUUCAGGUCUGAUGCAUAUAGACGAUGGGCAGCAUGUAGAAAAGCAAGAAGCAGGAGGUGUAUUCUUGGGCUGCGUAUAUUUUCUGGUCCAAGGCAGCAGGAACUGUUAUCACGUUUGCUUGCUGGCGUAGCAAGGGAAGUUGAAGCUUCGGUGAUGGAGGUAUUUAAGAUAUUCAAUGAGGGAACAUCUACUUUUGAGCAGUUUAUCUUGACAUUAAGGUCCACAGUUGGUGCUCAAGUUCUUGUAGAAGCAGUUGGAAUUGGCAAGGGAAAGUAUGACUUGACUGGAUUUGCAUUAGAUCCUAGUCGAAAUCAUGGUAUCUCGACCCGCCCAGAAAUCCCUGUUGGCAAGGCUUGCUCAGCACUUUCAUCUGGAGAUAUCAUAAAGUUUUUGACUGGCGAUUUCAGACUGAGCAAGGCAAGAUCCAAUGAUCUAUUCUGGGAGGCUGUCUGGCCUCGCUUGCUUUCAAGGGGCUGGCACUCAGAACAACCUAAGGACUCUGCACCAGUUGGAAAGCACGCUUUAGUCUUUCUCAUUCCAGGUGUAAAGAAAUUUUCUAGAAAGAAGCUUGUCAAAGGAAAUCAUUAUUUUGAUUCUGUUAGUGAUGUCUUGAGCAAAGUUGCAUCUGAACCAAGGCUGCUUGAAUUUGGAGUUCAGGGUGGUAAUGGUGACAGUGGGAUUAAGCAUGAAAAUGGAUGGAUCCAUGAUUCUGAACUUGACAGAAACACACUUCCUAACAAGAAACCUUCCUACAACCGGCCCACUGAGCCUGGGUGUUCCCCAGAACUAAUGAAAUUCACUGUGGUGGAUACCAGCCUUGUUCAAGGGGAAGAACCUUCUAAGGUAAGGUCACUAAGAAAUCUACCAAUAUAUUCCAGUCAUGGUUACAUGUCUUCACCACAUUCUGGAGAUUCUGGGAGUGACAGCUCAGAGGAACACUCAGAUUCUGAGGACAGCUCUGAGCCUUAUGAACAUAUAAGUACUGAUCGAAACGCAACCGGUGUAAAGUAUGCUAGCGAAGAGAGGAAAAGUAAGGCACCAACAAUUGAUAAGAUGGAUUCUAGUGUAAUUGCGAAGGCUGCUUCCUUAGGCGCAUUAUCAUCAACCAAUGGUCAUAAUUCAAUUGAUCAAGGUUUCAGCGCAAUGAGUAAUGCAUGCUCUUCAACAGCAACUAUUCUUCCUGUUGACGUUGAAAGAGACCAUGCCACCACUACUUCCACUGAAAUAAGCUUCCAGUUUGAUCAAAGGGUAAAUGUUGAGUCCCAAGUUUUCUUAGCACCCUUUUCGAAGAGAAGAAGGUUAGUUUCCUCUAAGACUGAAAGAACUGGCCGCGGAAAUACCAGCAUCAAUGAAAACCAUUACUGGAAACAAGUUGACGAGCCACUGCAACAUGAUGUGUCUGGAGCAAAUGAAGCAAGUGGAGAGGCCAAUUCUUUUGUAUGGGGUGCAAUUCCGAACUCAUCAACUAACAUAUCCUUUGACAUGAAUAACAAGAAGCCAUACUGCAGACAGCUCAACAAUGUGCCCCCUAAUGCUGAAACAAUGGUCUACAAAGAAACUUGCCAAAAUAGGAACGCCAUUGAUCUCAAUAUCCCACAAAUGCCUUCUGAUUAUGAGUCAAAUCUGAGCUAUAUUGUCCCUCCAUCCGACAAAAAUACUGAAACCAUGGUCAGGCCUCCACGUUCUUCAGGAACAGAGGUGUCUGACCGCCUUGCAGACAUGGAUGCCUCUAGUGAUGCGCUCUAUGAGGAGCUUUCUUUCAACUCAAGAAGGCAUAGCAGCAGAAGCCGCCCACCAACUGCCCGAGCUCUGGAAGCUCUUGCCUGCGGCUUUCUUGGGACCAAACAGAAGGGCAGGGAGGCAAAUUUCCCAUCUUCAAGCAGGAGCAGCAGACCUGUUCGGCGACCACGAAGAUCACCUGAUGUUGCACUUCCAUUUUCUUCUGAUGGUAAAGGAUGUAGCUCUCAUUUUCCUGAUCCGCCCACGGAUGUCAAUGGAUGGGGCAUGAGUAAUCCUCCAUUCCAAAUGAUUCACAGCAGCUCCUCUGAUAAAUCCACAGAUAAAGUUGCUCCUGACUUGUUUGGAGCAGAUAAGUCUACUGACAAAGGAGUUCAUGAAUUGUUUGGCAUACCUUAGAUCACAUGAAAAUGAGUAAGGUCGACCCAUAUCUAGCAAUAUCUUUGGACCAGUAGACCUUUAUUGAAUUGACUGGCUGCUGGUUAAGAGAAUGAUGUGAUCGAAUGCUCAAAAUGCUACCUGAAGUAAGUGAUGGGCACUGCUUGUUCAGACUUCAGACUUUGGUUUAUGAUUGAGAAACGAAUGGAGGAAGAAUAUACAGCUCAGUUUUCAGUUUCAUCUAUAGUUUUGUGCAUGUCUAUUGCCUAAAUAUUCGAUCUCGAUACUUAUCAAGAAUAUAUGACACCAAUGAACAACAAAGAUGUGAUAGACAAUUGCCUUCACAUCGGGCACUCCAGCCUCCAGUGGCUUGUCAAGUUUUAUGUGACAGAUCGUGAGCUUCUUGUUCCGAAGCCUAUGAUGAAGCUUUUACAUUUUUUUUUCUUUGAGGUUUUCUUAUAAAACUUUACCGCAAGUUAUACUCUUGCUUUUCAUUACGUGUACUAUGUGGGAUAACGGAACAAGCGUGUAAUAGAGCGCCCAUAUAAGAACCAUACAUGAACUAAACUUGAAAUUCUCUCUGUUGACAAAUCCAGAAGACCUACUUGUGAAA
This is a messenger RNA of Panicum virgatum (switchgrass), 4612 nucleotides long. RefSeq lists its product as uncharacterized. Gene Ontology annotation, cellular component: nucleus. The coding region runs from base 1159 to 4020 and encodes 953 amino acids. The record is from RefSeq and is a predicted model, not a curated record. Lineage: Eukaryota; Viridiplantae; Streptophyta; Magnoliopsida; Poales; Poaceae. The transcript is spliced from 4 exons. Gene Ontology annotation, molecular function: transcription corepressor activity.